Messenger RNA from Plasmodium gallinaceum, 1245 nucleotides. It is a transcript of the gene PIH1, whose product is annotated as PIH1 domain-containing protein, putative. NCBI's taxonomy places the organism in Eukaryota, Apicomplexa, Aconoidasida, Haemosporida, Plasmodiidae. The record is from RefSeq and is a predicted model, not a curated record. Gene Ontology annotation, cellular component: cytoplasm. The transcript is spliced from 3 exons. The coding region runs from base 1 to 1245 and encodes 414 amino acids.
AUGAAUAAUAUAUAUGAAUAUUUUUUUCAGGAAAAAAAUAAAAAUAUACAAUUCUCAAAUGACAAAUUAAAUGAUUUGCUACAAAACAAGAAAACAAUAAAAAUUAGUCCACAAAAAGGUUUUGUCAUAAAAACUUAUGAAAAACAAGGUGGAAAAGUAUACUUCAAUAUAUGUGCAUCUAAUUUAAUUGCUGAAUUUCAUUUAAAAAAAAUUCCCGAUUUAAAUAAUGAAGAAGGAUUGAGAAUACCUUUAAGUAUAGGUGAAGAAAAAAAUAAAGAAGAUAAAAAGGGAAAUAAAUACAAAACAUAUGAUAUUGUUCUUAAUACAAAAAUUGUUAUAGAAAGCAAAAAAAAUUUAGAAUUAAAAAAAAUUAUAGCUGAAUUAGUUCAGGUAGCUGUAAAAAAUAAAUAUAAGACAGAAACUUGUGCAAAUUUGUUUUUUUUUCCUGAACAUAAAUAUAAAGGAAGCAAUCCAGAUGAUCAAUAUAUAAAAGAUGAUCAACAGCAUAAAUUUAAUAUAAUAGAAGAAGGACAUGAAGAUGAAAAUAAGAAGAAUGAUAAAAAUCAUAUUAGAGAAAAUAAGGAAAUUGAAAAUUAUUUAACAAUUAAAAAACCUGAAUGGGAUAUGUGGUUCAUCAAUAAAAAUAUAAUAGAAGAAAAGUAUAAAACAAUGAAUGAAUUUUAUAUACCUUAUAUACGUAAGUUCCCAUUAAAAGAUGUAAUUGACUGUUUUGAUUAUAAACCUCCUUUUUUAAAAUGCAAAAAAAAAAAGGAACAAAAAAAAAAUCAAAUAUUCAAAUCAUUUUUGAAUGAAUAUAAUAUUGAAUUAGAUGAUGAAUUUUUAUCAUAUGAAAAAAUAAUAAAUACAAUAUGUGUUAUUCAAAUCCAACUUCCUUUUUUUCUUCUUGCUGAGCACAAUAAAAAAAAUAAUAACAGUACAUUUGUUAUCUCUCAAUUUGUUAAUCUAUAUAUAUGUGAUGAAUUUUUAAGUGUAUUUUUUAAAAAGUCUCCUUUAUUUCCAUUAGAAUAUAAUCCCCCUUAUAAAAAUUUUAAUAUUCGUUUUCCUUUUUAUUUUGAAUCAUCAAAAGCGAAAUCUCAUUAUCUGGAAAAGUAUCAUCUUUUAAAUAUUAUAAUACCGGUUAGCAAAAGUUGUGCCAGCUCUGUAAUAUUUAAAGACGUAAUUGAGAAUUCUAAGGACAACUCAUCUAAUUACAAUGAUGAAACAAGUGAUAGCUCUAUAUUUUAA